Molecule: messenger RNA, 4390 nt
Organism: Pseudo-nitzschia multistriata
Lineage: Eukaryota; Bacillariophyta; Bacillariophyceae; Bacillariales; Bacillariaceae
Source: the annotation of a GenBank genome assembly
AGCCAACAAGAGUUUAUCAAGAGAACUAGAAAAAGUGCAGAGUGAAGAAAGUAAUGGMAUCUACAGCAUCGACRUCGUCUUCCGAGAUGGCAUCUGCUGCAACUCCCACGGUUUCUAGCAUGACAACAGCAGCUUCAGGCGCCAGCACACCCGCGGCGCCUGAUGCGGUCCCGUUGCCUCCGGAGGCUUCGUCCUUCCCCUUGAAGCGAACCGUUGUAACAGCGAAACGAAAGGAAGAAUUGUUGCUCCAUGCUCGAGCGGAGCGAAAGCGAUGGGUCCGGACCGUUCCCCUUCCGUACGACUCAAAACAACUAGCAAGUAUUGUAGGGAACAAUCGUGCCGAAGGAAUGGGUGCCGCUGCGAACGGGACUAGCAAAGCCAUCAACGAAUUUUGGUCGUCUUACGAUGGCUUAGAUAGAUUUCAGAAUUCUUUGAUCUGCAGCAGUCAAUUUUUGCCGGUUGCAACGGCCGUGUUAUCGGAACUCUAUGGUAUUGGCGGAACAUUAGAAUCUGAUGAAGAUGAUGACGUUGAAGUAGAUAAUGGAAAUAACAACGACGCCCUGAAGGAACACCGAGAACACCCCUUGAGUCUGAAUGAAACAGCAAAGCGAGUGGAACAAUUGGUAAGUUUGAAAGUUAAAUGCGAGAUACUUUGGUGCAUUUCCAAAUCAAUGCAGAUUUCGCAUUUUUUCUCUCUAUCGUACAGGAUGGCAGCAGCGCAGGCAUUUGGUUGCAUGCAAUCUAAUAUGGUUUUCUCCUCUUUUCUUUCUUCGAAAGGCAAAUUCUUACUGGGUAAACGAGGAGAAAGAGAGUCACGGUAGUGAUCAAAAGGUUGAAACGAAAUCAGAGAAGAACAUUCCGGACGCAACUGCUCAAAAGAAUGGUGCCAGAGCAAACACUGGAGCGAAUGACGACGACGAUAAAGAURACAAAUACGAAGACUUGAGAACGGCGUACUCAGAAUUUUUGAACACGAUGCUAUUGCCUGAAUCGGCUGUGACUGUGCAAGGAAUGAAAAAUUUUCUCCGGCAGUUUGUUGCAUCGCCUCAAAGCACGAAACAAUACAGCGACCACGAGCUCCAAGUGCGAAACAUGGCAUCCAUGUUGAAUGGUCACGCACGGUCUUCAUACGAAUCGUUGAUUACAGAGAAGAACAGCAACAGCAACACCAGCAACACCAGCAACACGGGUGAAGGAGUACCGGAUUGGAGCCGACGAUCACUGGAAUCGUUUUUGUAUGGACAGACAAAGGAAACCGUAGACUCGAUACUCGACCGGGUUCUUGGGAACAGUGCAAUCGAACCCUCUUCGAGCAGUCCCUUUUCGAUGACACAGAGACUGUUUGAUGUGCGAUUAGAAGAAUUGCAAUUUCUUCAACCUUCCCAUUUGGACAUCGCUUGCUUGAACGACGAUGUCGAUAACAAARAUAGGUUGUCGGGAUCAACGGCACCAACGGGAAAAUCGGAAUUAGAGAGUCUCCUUGAGGAACCAAUCAAAUCUUUGCAGUCUAUCGAAGCGUUUUAUUCCCCUUACGAAAAACUCAGUAGGGUCCUCGAGGUCUUUCGYGGGGUGAAUGUGGCACUGUCCAAAACUUCUGAGGCACUUCCGUCGGCCGAUGAUGUCCUACCUACCGUUAUUUUGGUCGUAGUGAAAGCUGCAGCGAUAACAGCAAAUAAAAAAAUCAAGGCACCACCGCUGAGAAAUUUGCUGAGAGAUCUKUACUUUAUCGAAAGUUUUGCCUUACCGGAGUACUUGAGAGGCGAAGCGGGAUACGCCUUCACGAACUUGUACGGGGCUGUGCAAUUCCUGCAAGAACUAGAACUGGACAGAGCCAACGAUGGCAUGACGAAUGCCGGCCCAAGCAACUCUCUCUCAAUCAGUGCGGAAGAGUUACGAGUCAAGCUAGAGAAAAGUCGAGCAGAUGCAACGAAGUAUAACAAAAAACGGCAGGCUAUGCUAGGUACCAGCAACGACGAUGAAAGGAAGUUGAAGGGACUCAUAUCUCAGGGUGUAGAGGAACUCUUGGGUGGCAACAAUGAUGGCACUGAAGAGGCAGRAACCUUUGUUCCAGCUUYGCCUCGGCUAUCGGUGAUGGAAGUCCGAGCCGCUCGCCUUCGCGGGGAAACGCUGAACCUGGAAUGGGCUCGGAGACAUCAAGAAGGCCAACCAACAUACGGGGACCCAAUGUCUAGAGAUGGUACAAAGUUGGCAUCAUCACCAACAAAAUCACCUUCAAGAUCGAAAGCGCCGCAGCAAAGGUACUCCUUUCUAGGUUUACGACCAGAAAAUGUCAAAUUGUCAGAUUUACCGAAAUUGUUGGAUGAAUACAAAAGAUUGGCACUGACCACCGAAGAAUUACUGGGUGAACAGCAGCGAUUGAACAGCAAGAUUCAGUCGGAAAGAAARCGUCAGCGUGACGAAAAAUACCGUCUUAGUUUAGGUGAACGGGCCUUGUUGCUUUGAUUCUAUCAUUGGUCUAUGAGUAACACUGUUGGUUUUCACCGCAUCUAAUGCAUAACGCACGGCGGCCUUUUUCCAGUUUAACCAAUUGCCAAGAGAAACAUCUAUUUCCAACGUUGCAAUUUCAAACGAGACCGAACAUCUAAAAGCACAAUUUUCAUAUWGAUUACUGACUUAGAAAUCCAAUUUCAAGGGAAAACAAAUUGUUUACUUUUAGAGUUCUUMUUCAUCUUCCUCUUCGCUUAAAUUUUUGAAGAUAAGGGAAUUAUUGAAGAAAUCAUCGUGUGCGGCUGGCAAGUUAUUAGAUGACAUAGAUGAUCGAUUCGGAAUCCUGAAUUGACGAGAUGCAGGCACUUGYCCUAUUUUUGCCUUUGGAAUAUCCUGCACAGAUUGAUUUGAACGGACAGAAUCCGAAGAAUGUUCCGUGCUACUUAAAAUAUGGUGCAAGAAACUAUCGGUCUUCAUUGCAUCACUGCCAACAYWACUCAUCACAUCCGAAGUUCGAGUCAGACUCGUUUUAUUGCUCUCGUAUUUCAAGGGUGGCUCUUCCUCCCGAACACUCAUGCCAAUUGGAAWUUGGUGGAAUUUGUUGUUGAGCUCUGACUCAAUGGAUAUGUCGCGCACAUCAACCACAUGGCUAUCGGGUCUCCUUGGCGACAAGUCGUCGCUACUUUUGGAGUCUUUCUCAGUGAUAGUACUCAUUAGAGAGGUAGCAAAGGGUYUCACUUUGAGAAAAGUACUUGUAUCGGUCGGAGAGGAYUGAAACGACACCCUAGGUACACUUUGGGAAUUUUCCUGCUGUCGAGGAGGAUCGGAUGCAUUAUUUUUGGGUAAUUCGCUGCCACUCGAUGCCGAUAACCUCCCAUCAGRCACAGCAUGAAURUCGCUCUUCUGAGAAGUCUUCUGAGAAGAAAGACUAUGCAAUACAGGGUCAAUKUUUCUCUCGCUCGUCCCAUUAUUCCAAUAAGCAUCGGGAUGAUACCCGUAAAACAUGACCAUCAAACCCUCAUUGAACUGUGCCUGAUAGUUGUUUAGGGGUACAUCGUUUGGGACAUUUUGAAACGGGUUCUCAAUUUCACGUGCAACUUCAUGCAGCCCUGUAAAGCACAUCACACUUGCAAAAUUCAGGAAGAAACCCAAAGUUCCAUUCGUCACAUAUGUUGACAUUAGCAUGGGUGUUACGAGAAAGUCCACCACCAACAUAAAUAAUGUUGUAAUUUGGGCRUGGGGAAAGGGGAACGGAAUAUAGGCUAUCUUUCUUGCUUGAUUGUAACCGGCUAGUCCGUCGGAAACAAAUUGAUAUAUCCUCGAAAUGAUGGGUGGCGCAACGUCUCCAGUGCUUCCCGCUUGGUACUCGCGAGAUAUYAAUUCAAGAAGCCACAUGCUAACUAAAGUAACCUUUGCCAAUGGCCCACGUGCUYCUUGGAGUUUUUCUAUUUCAGCAUCGCUAACAUUCCCUAUGACACGGAAGGGCCUGGCAGCGUUGUACAGAGUCCUAGCCUUGUCGUUACGGCUCCUUCCUAAAAUAUAUUGAAGAACGGCGUAUACGCGAAAUUUAGAUUGGUACCAUCCUUUUCGAACCUUGCCUCUGUAGCUAUCGGGAUCCACGUGAGGCCAAGGCAAACCUGGUUCAAAAACUGUCAACGGCGAUUCGGCUUCGGGCAAGUCGUUCCUCAGCGUUGAAAAGGCUACUGCAGACAUCAGACUCAUAAGAUGUGCGCAUUCCUCCAGAAAAAGUAGGGGGGGGAUUGAAUCAGGAUCAAGAUUCCCUUCACGCAAGUGUUUCCGUGAAACAGCCGUGAAGAGUGAGUAUGGUUUUCCAGUUUUUGAGUCAAAGCGAUCUCGAAAUUCCAGUUGCUGUCCCUCCCGCAAAGCCGAUGCUUUGGUUCUAGCAAUCGACUUUCGUUUGCUAUAAAAAUUUUGGAUUGCU